Molecule: messenger RNA, 1050 nt
Organism: Vigna radiata var. radiata (mung bean)
Lineage: Eukaryota; Viridiplantae; Streptophyta; Magnoliopsida; Fabales; Fabaceae
Product: WAT1-related protein At3g30340-like
Exons: 3
Coding region: 145-1050 (301 amino acids)
Cellular component (GO): plasma membrane
Molecular function (GO): transmembrane transporter activity
Source: RefSeq, a predicted model, not a curated record
GAUUACACUUAGUCGUUCUUAACACCAAAACGUACAAGAAGAAUCUCCCCAAAUUCCAAAAUUAAUAGCCAGACCAGUGUGUACUAAUAAGGCCAUUUCUCACCCUAUAUUAGUCAAAUUCGUAGAAUUUCCAUUGCACACAAGAUGUACUUCCACAGAAAAGGUCAUACUAUACCAUGCCAUCAUUAUGAAAGCAAAGCUAAGGUUUUGGGAACUUUUGUGUGUACUGGUGGAGCUUUGAUGUUGAUCCUUUACAAAGGAAUGCCCUUAAUCAAGCAAGAACAAGAGCGCAUUGCAGACAAAGGCACAACAACAGCAUCAGCUUCCAAGAUAAAGAAAUGGAUAAUAGGUUCACUGCUUCUGACUGCAGGAUGUGGCUUGUGGUCUUCAUGGUUUCUAAUACAAGCAAGGAUUAGCAGAAAGUAUCCAUGUCAAUACUCUAGCACAGCCCUUUUGUCCUUUUUUGCUGCCAUUCAAUCAGCAAUUUUAACUUUGCUUAUUGACAGAAGUAAGACCAAAUGGAUUCUCAGAGGAAAAUUAGAGAUUCUCAUUGUUGCAUAUUCUAUAAGUAUACAUAUCCUUUAUCCAAAAAGUCAACAUUUAGAAAUGGUUGUGGAAGGACUGGUUGGAUCAGGCUUGUGCUAUGUGGCAAUGUCAUGGUGUGUGAAACAAAGGGGUCCAGUUUUCACUUCAGCAUUCACCCCUCUUCUGCAGAUGUUUGUGGCAGUGCUUGGUUUCUCUAUAAUACAAGAGGAAAUUUAUAUGGAAAGUGUUGCAGGAUCAGUGUUGGUUAUUUCUGGCACUUAUAUUUUACUUUGGGGUAAAAGUAAAGAGGAAGAACAAAAUGCCAUGAAUGAUAGUCAAGAAGAUGAAGAAUGUAUGAACAAUUUUGAGGACAAUCCAAAUGUAGCCUCUAAGCCAAGGCUUAAAGGGGAACAAGGAUUAUCUGAAUUACAAGAGAAGCAGUUGGCCAUUGAAGCUGAUAAAAUUCUCAAGACUUUCAUGCAGGAGAGAAUGUUAAGAAAUUUAGCUUCAGUACCAAUUUUAUAA